AUGGCCUACCAGCCCGGCGAGUACCUCGACCCCAUCCAGGAAUCGGGUGAAUCGUUGAAAUACGACCAAGAAGACUACGACGAAGACAUUGCAUCGAACCCUUACACUUAUGACGAGGAAGACGCGCCAGAGGCCUACGCGGGCAACCUCCAUUACUACGAUUCCUAUGCUUCAGGCAACUACUCCCGCGCAAACUACAGACCCCCAGCUCGCUCCCGCUCUCCUACGCCUGCAUUUGACGACGACUACCGAAUCGUGGCUGAUGGGAGUGUGGAAUAUGAUGGAGACGCGGAGAAGGGUGGCUCUUUCUAUGCCGAGGGCUACCCGAACAGCCAAUACGCGCCAUACUCAACCUAUGAGUUUGACACGUUUGCCAACGGAGAAGAGACCCCACACGAGACGCGUCAUUUUGGUCCCGCUCCAGUCGGUCCCGCUAUUAGGAGGAACAAGAAACGACGCGUUCGAUUGACGAAGGGAAACUUGGUUGUGGAUCUGGAUGUUCCUACCAGACUUGUUCUCCCUCGACGAGACCCGGAAUUCCUCAAAACACGCUAUUCUGCGGUCACCUGUGAUCCAGACGAUUUUGAGGCAAAAGGGUUUGAGUUGCGGCAGACAUUGAUGGGCAGACAAACCGAGCUCUUCAUCGUUAUUACCAUGUUCAACGAGGAUGAGAUAUUACUGUGUCGAACCCUCCAUGGGGUCAUGAAGAACAUAUCCCAUCUAUGCACCAGAAAGAGCUCGCAAACAUGGGGUCCAGAAGCUUGGAAAAAGGUCGUCGUCUGCAUUGUGGCCGAUGGACGGAGGAAGAUCAACCCCCGCGUUCUUGACUGUCUGACUCUGCUUGGUGUCUACCAACCUGGUGGUCCGAUGCUCAAUUCCAUCAACAGGAAGGAGGUCACCGCACAUGUGUUUGAGUACACAACGUCGUUUGUCAUAGACGAGAACCUCAAAUUUCGGUAUCCUGAUAAAGGGAUCGUCCCGACCCAAAUUAUAUUUUGCAUGAAAGAGAAGAACCAGAAGAAGAUUAAUAGUCACCGUUGGUUCUUCAAUGCCUUUGCGCCACUGCUCCAGCCCAAUGUGUGUGUUCUCCUUGAUGUCGGGACACGACCGGGGCCAACUGCCAUCUAUCGACUGUGGAAGGCGUUCGAUGUGAAUUCCAGAGUCGCCGGUGCGUGUGGCGAAAUAUCCACAUAUAAGGGCAAAAAUUGGAUAAAACUGUUAAAUCCACUCGUCGCUGCACAAAACUUCGAGUACAAAAUUAGUUGCAUUUUGGACAAACAGACGGAAUCCAUGUUUGGUUAUAUCAGCGUUCUGCCUGGCGCUUUCUCGGCAUAUCGAUAUAUUGCACUGCAGAACAACCGACACGGUAUCGGCCCUUUGGCCUCUUACUUCAAAGGCGAAGAGCUCCAUGGUCACGACACGGACAUGUUCACGUCUAAUAUGUAUCUCGCGGAGGACCGCAUUCUGUGUUUUGAACUGGUUGCCAAACAAGAUAGUGCCUGGAUCCUAAAAUACGUUCGAGGAGCUGUUGCCGAGACUGAUGUUCCUGACGCGUUGUCGGAGUUUAUCAGCCAACGGCGACGAUGGCUGAACGGCUCUUUCUUCGCGGCCGUAUACGCUAUCGCCCAUGUCGGGCAAAUCUUGCGCUCCGGUCACAGAUAUACCAUCAUCAACCUCAUCUUCUCGUGGUUUAGCAUUGGAAAUCUAUAUAUUUCAUUUGUUGUACUAACAAGCUCACUCGAAGCACCUUACUUUCGCAUGCCCACAAUCAAAUAUGUUAAUAACAUUAUUCAGUAUCUCAUGGUGGCCGUCGUCAUCGCAUGUUUUUUCUUCUCCAUGGGAAACAAGCCACACGCGGCAAAAUGGAAAUACAAAUCAGCAGCACUGGCACUUGCUGCUAUAAUGACCUACAUGGUGUUCGCCUCCGUGAUGUGUGCCCUGGCCGCCGCUGCCCAGGGCGGUAGCUCCAACUCGGCGAUGCUUUUCUCCGUCAUCAUCAUCUAUGGUACUUAUGCAGCAUCGGCGAUUCUCGCGUUCGACCCAUGGCAUAUGCUCACGUCUUUUAUUCCUUAUGUCCUGCUCUCACCAACAUAUAUCAACAUCCUCAACAUCUAUGCAUUCUCCAACCUUGACGACAUUUCAUGGGGCACUAAACAAGACUCUAUCCAAGAAGUCGAUCUUGGCGCCGUCGUGCAAGACAUCCACGCGGAAGUCCAGGUCGAGAUGUCGACCGACCAGGCAGACAUGAACAACAUCUACGAAGAGGCCUUAUCAAACAUCCGCAAUCGGAAGCCAGCGUAUACUCAGAACACGCCGAUGAGCAACACGGAGAAGGAUCAGGUCGCGAAGGACUACUAUGCGAACGUCCGCACGAAUGUACUGUUAGCUUGGGUUCUUUCCAAUGGCGUCCUUCUGGCAGGAGUUUUGGGAGGAGGGGCCGAUCCGUCCAGUACCUUCAGCGGCCAUCUCGGUCGGACGAAAGGCUACCUCAUCUUCAUUCUCGUGUUCACGGCGCUCCAAAACUUGAUUCGGUUCUCGGUGUCGACGUUGUACCUGCUUGUGACCUUCAUUACUGGAUAA
Molecule: messenger RNA, 2580 nt
Organism: Mycena indigotica
Lineage: Eukaryota; Fungi; Basidiomycota; Agaricomycetes; Agaricales; Mycenaceae
Product: Chitin synthase
Exons: 23
Coding region: 1-2580 (859 amino acids)
Cellular component (GO): cell periphery; cell septum
Molecular function (GO): chitin synthase activity
Source: RefSeq, a predicted model, not a curated record